AUAUUUGACAUUACCUAAACUUGGGUUUUUUUUUUUCCACAGCCUAUUUUUGCCUUUGUAAAUGAAGAAAGAUUUCCAACCAAUGGCUGGAAUGUGUAUGAUCCUAUUGCUGAGUUUCAAAGACAGGGCUUGCCAAAUAAUAACUGGAGAUUAACCUUCAUUAAUGAGCAGUUUGAAUUCUGUGAUACCUAUCCCCGAUAUUUGAUGGUCCCAUUUAAUGCCACAGAAGAUGACCUCAAAAAGGUUGCCACCUUCAGGUCAAGGAACAAAAUUCCGGUAUUGUCCUGGGUCCAUCCAGAAAACCAGUCUGUCAUUAUGAGAUGCAGCCAGCCGCUAGUAGGCAUGAGUGGCAAACGGAACAAAGAUGAUGAGCGAUACCUGGAGAUUAUUAAAGAAGCCAACGGCCAAACUUCCAAAUUGACCAUCUAUGAUGCUAGGCCCAACGUUAAUGCAGUGGCCAAUAAGGCCACAGGAGGAGGUUAUGAGAGUGAAGACGCUUACCCCUUUGCAGAGCUAGUGUUCUUGGACAUACACAACAUUCAUGUGAUGAGGGAAUCUCUGAAGAAACUGAAAGAUAUAGUGUUUCCACAAGUAGAAGAGUCUCACUGGCUGUCAAGCUUGGAGUCCACACACUGGCUGGAACAUAUUAAGUUGGUUUUAACAGGAGCCAUUCAGGUUGCAGAUAAAGUGGCUUCUGGAAAGAGCUCUGUGGUUGUGCAUUGCAGUGAUGGCUGGGACAGGACAGCCCAGCUCACUUCUCUGUCCAUGCUGAUGCUGGACAGCUACUACAGGACUAUAGUUGGCUUUGAAGUGUUACUACAAAAGGAGUGGAUUAGCUUUGGACACAAGUUCUCAUCGAGAAUUGGACAUGGUGAUAAGAACCAUGCUGAUGCUGACAGGUCUCCCAUCUUCCUCCAGUUCAUUGACUGUGUGUGGCAGAUGUCAAAGCAGUUUCCAACAGCGUUUGAGUUCAAUGAACACUUUUUGAUUACAAUCCUGGAUCAUCUAUACAGUUGCAGAUUUGGAUCUUUCUUGUAUAACUGUGAGUCUUUGCGGGAAAAAGAGAAACUAAGAGAAAAAACGCAGUCUCUGUGGUCUUGGUUAAACAGUGAGAAAUCGAAGUACAUCAACCCAUUCUACACAAAGGAGUUGAAUCGAGUGCUGUAUCCUGUAGCGAGUAUGCGCCACCUGGAGCUCUGGGUCAAUUACUACAUCAGGUGGAACACAAGGCGACAGCAGCCAAACCCUGUAGAACAGCGCUACAUGGAGCUGCUGGCAAUACGUGACGAUUAUGUCAGGAAACUUGAAGAACUUCAAAUCUCCAAUUCACCAAAAAUGAACAAUUCCUCCACCUCUCCGCCUUCACCGUCACGAAUAAUGCAAACUCCAUUUUGA
This is a messenger RNA of Staurois parvus, 1395 nucleotides long. NCBI's taxonomy places the organism in Eukaryota, Metazoa, Chordata, Amphibia, Anura, Ranidae. The record is from the annotation of a GenBank genome assembly.